AUGUCUUGCUCCGUCGCAGUUUCGAAUUCGCCGGUGUUUUCUCCUUCUUCGUCUCUCUUCUGUAAACAAUCAUCAAUCAUCUCUAACUCUGAAUCAUUGAGUUUAUCUCUCUCUCAUCUCAAACCGACUAACUCAUCAUCAACCGCGUCCUCUCCUUCUCCGUCUUCAUCUCCUUCUUCUCCUUUUUAUCUCCGACUACCGAAACUACCCUCCGUGUUCUCAUCUUCGUCCUCAAGUAACUCUACUUCCCAAAACGAUGCUGUUUUGAAAAGGAAGCGACCAACGAGACUUGAUAUACCUGUUUCUUCUCUGGGAUUUGGAGUUCCGGCGACACCGUCUAAGGUGGCGCGUGAUGUUGUUGAGGCGGAAGGCGAUGGGUAUUCGGUUUAUUGUAAGAGAGGGAGGAGGGAGUAUAUGGAAGAUCGUUACACUGCUGGGGAUAAGCUUCGUGGAGAAAGCAAUUUGGCUUUUUUUGGCGUGUUUGAUGGACAUGGAGGUGCAAAAGCGGCUGAAUUUGCUGCAAAUAACUUGGAAAAGAAUAUCUUGGAUGAGGUUAUCAUGAGUGAAGAACAAGAUGUUGAGGAGGCAGUGAAGCGUGGUUACCUCAAUACUGAUUCUGAGUUCAUGAAACAAGAUCUCCAUGGUGGUUCUUGUUGUGUAACAGCAUUGAUUAGGAAUGGUAACUUAGUUGUAUCUAACGCUGGCGAUUGCCGUGCUGUGAUUAGUAGAGGAGGAGUUGCAGAGGCCCUAACAUUUGAUCACAGACCUUCGAGGGAAGACGAACGGGAUAGAAUUGAGAGCUCGGGUGGUUAUGUUGAUUUAUGCCGCGGUGUUUGGCGGAUUCAAGGAUCUCUGGCUGUAUCUAGAGCUAUCGGAGACCGACACCUGAAACAAUGGGUGACUGCAGAGCCUGAGACUAAAGUUAUCAGCAUUGAACCUGAACAUGACUUGUUAAUAUUAGCAUCAGACGGCUUAUGGGAUAAGGUUAGUAAUCAAGAAGCCGUAGACAUUGCUCGUCAAUUUUGCAUAGGAAACAACGAACAACGACCAUUGCUGGCAUGUAAAAAGCUUGCAGAAUUGUCUGUUUCGCGAGGCUCGUUGGACGAUACAAGUGUUAUGCUAAUCAAAUUGAAACAUUAUACUUAG
This is a messenger RNA of Lathyrus sativus (Indian pea), 1146 nucleotides long. The record is from the annotation of a GenBank genome assembly. Lineage: Eukaryota; Viridiplantae; Streptophyta; Magnoliopsida; Fabales; Fabaceae.